CACUAGAUGGAGACAAAUAGGCUACACAUUUUAAUGCCUUCAUGAAAUGUGAUUAUUCCGCACACCAUCAUAGUCUGUAGUCUUGCAUAACAAUCAUGACAGCUAAACGGGUUUAAGACGCACAGCAGAUUCAACUACUCUAUGUAAGAUGAAUACUGAGGACAAGUUGGAGGGUAUGCUGCUGAAGUGCAGCAGUGGAGGAAUAGAUGGAGGAGGAAGAGUCGGGCUGGUCAGCGGCGGAGGGCUGGUGGUGAUGACCCUGGGGGAACGAUCGCUGGCUAACCACCCUCUGUUGGCCGAGGACGAGGACGACGAAGACGAUGACGAAGCCUUGACCGGCUCGCUGGUUACACAUGACCUGGUCCCUCCAGAGCAGCUGAUGAUGCAGGAGGAGAUGACGAAGAAUGGUGGAGGAGGAGAAGAGGAGGGAGGAGGCGAGGUGGGAGUGCAUUUCCCCCUAAAACUCACCAAUAAGUUGCCCUACUUGCUUCAUAUGCCAUUGAGCAUCAAGCAGGAACUACCAGUCCAGAUGAAGAAGGACAAAAAAGGAGUUAAGGACCUGAUGGUGUGUCCUAAGAAGAAAAAAAGGAAGCAGCGUUCCCCAGCAAAGAUUCUCAGUAUCAAUGAUGAUGGCUCAUUGGGCAUACAAAACCCCAAGUGUCACAUCUGUGUUCACUGUAAUGCUGCAUUCAGAACCAACUACCAUCUACAGAGGCAUGUCUUCAUUCACACUGGUGAGAAGCCAUUUGAGUGCAGCCAGUGUGAUAUGCGCUUCAUUCAGAAGUAUCUUCUUCAGAGACAUGAGAAAAUCCACACUGGUGAAAAGCCUUUUCGCUGUGAUGAGUGCGGGAUGAGGUUCAUCCAGAAGUACCACAUGGAGAGACACAAGAGGACUCACAGCGGAGAGAAGCCCUACCAGUGUGACUACUGUCAUCAGUACUUCUCCAGAACAGAUCGGGUUUUAAAGCACAGACGAAUGUGUCACGAGAAUAGAGAGAGAAAGGCCAACAAGGCAGCUGGUAAAGUUGGGCCUUUGCGGGAAGCAGAUUCUUUAGGCCUCUCCUUUCUUACCAAAGAGUGUUCGCUCCCCAAGAAGAAGCGGCAAAAGUGUGCAGACAGGAGUUCAGGUGCUUCCACUGCCAACCAGCCAGAUGGGCCAGCUGCCUCUGUUGUAGGAAUGGAGGAAAAGGAGGAGCAGAGACAGAAUAAAAUUGAAGGUCUACCUCUCUAUGCUGUGCCCUCCAAAGUCAAACAUGAGUAUGUGAUUGCAGAUUACUCCGUGGAACUUCCUGAAGAAACGGCCGGCCAACACCAAGAGGGAGAAGUGUCUUCAGAAGACACGACUCCUCCCAAACUAGUCCUGAAGAAAGUCCCCAAGAGGAGUCUUAAACAGUCUAAUGAACAAACUCCUCCCUGCCUGUCCACUUUGUCUUCCUUUGAGGAAAACACUAAGGUCACACAGUACACCUUUGAGAUCGUGGACAAGCAGGGCCUUUUAGACGUAGAGAGCAACACUGAACUAGAGUCAGUUGAAACUCUUCAAGGAGGUCCAACAAAGCCAGCAGCUAGCAGCACAAACUACGACGAUGCCAUGCAGUUUCUCAAGAAGAAACGUUACCUUCAGGCUGCAAUGGCCAACAACAGUCGGGACUACGGCCUGAACACGAGCAGCAUUUCUUCUCAGCCGCCUGUUACACAAACUGUGGUGUCAGCCGUCAUUGACGAGACCGUCCCUGCCACCAUUCUGGAGCCCCAGCCCAUCAGCGCAGAGAUUAAAGCCACACAUGACAAGCAUGUGUUGCCAGAUGAGGUUCUCCAGACGCUGUUGGACCAUUACUCCAACAAAGCCAAUGGGCAGUCAGACAUUUCCUUCAGUGUGGCUGAUACCGAGGUGACGUCGAGCAUAUCCAUCAAUUCCUCUGAUGUUUCAGACAACAGCCCCGGGGAGAGUCUCGGAGCCUCCAGUGCCCAGGCUCAGCCGGCUACCGAGAAGGUCAGCCUCUUGCAAGAAUACUCCAAGUUUCUCCAGCAAGCACUGGAGAGGACCAGCCAGAACGACAGCUACCUGACCAGCCAGAGCCUCAGCUUGGUCUCUGAAAACCCCACCUUAGCUGGGCAACCUCUGUUCUCCACUGAGAAACAGUUUCCUUCCCCCAGCAGGUUCAAAUCAGGGAUGAGCUCUCCGCUAAGGUCCACUUUAGAGAAACCUCACUUUGGAUUACUGGUUGGGGACUCCCAGCACUCAUUUUCAUUUUCAGGUGAUGAGACCACCCCUCCCUCCGCAGUGUCCCCAGCUGAGGAGGACUUUUUGGGGCAGGUCUCACCCUCCAAAAAGACAGACUCUCCACAAGGCAUACUGCAGACAUUUCAGAUAACCUCCUUCGAUCAGAACUUCAAAUCAACUUUUCAGACAUCAAGAUCUGGAUCCUCUGCACAGUUUACUGUUGCCAAUGGACAAUUAAGUCUUCGAGGACACAGCACAGACUUCUCAGAGUUCCCCUUAGUCAGAGUCACUGAGACCAGGUCUCAACUGAACUCCUCCCCUGAUGUUUCAUCCAGUGAAACCUUUGGCUGAAGGCGGGGGGGGGGGAUUAAUUUCUGUUCAUAAUUUCAGCAGCACUUUACAUGUCUCCUGUUUUGCCAAAACGAGUCCCAUUGCAACUAUGUGCUAUUUUUUUUACAGCAUUUUGUUUGGUUUUUUUUUUGUUAAAUGCAACCUUACAGAAUGGAAAUAUGGAAAAUUGAUAAAUCACAAUUAGCAUUUCCCCCUUUAAAAAGGUAAUUGGAAUUGUGCAUUGGUAUAUUUCUUGCUCCAGAAUGUAGAUUGAAAGAUUAAGACGCAACCAAAGUGAAAUGCAAGAAAGUGCGAGAAUGAAAUAUCCUAUCAUGCCAUUGCCAUAUAGUUUAUUUUUAAUGUUUUGUCAGUCGGUUUGCCUUGCACAAAGAAAAGAUCAAGUCACUCUUGCUGCUUAAUGCAACAUUUCCACUUAUUAAAAUAUAGGCCCUAUUUAAAUAUGCCUUUUUUGCUCUCACUGUAUCUACCUCCCCUUGCUAUUUAUCUGGUCCACUCCUAGAAACCUUUUAUUCCAGCUGUGUAAUUCCUGUUAAAUUGUCUACUGAAAUGACACCACGAUUAGAUCAAAUCGGAUUCUUCUUCACUUUAUGUUG
Messenger RNA from Micropterus salmoides (largemouth bass), 3168 nucleotides. RefSeq names its product zinc finger protein 148 (gene znf148). Gene Ontology annotation, molecular function: DNA-binding transcription factor activity, RNA polymerase II-specific; RNA polymerase II cis-regulatory region sequence-specific DNA binding. NCBI's taxonomy places the organism in Eukaryota, Metazoa, Chordata, Actinopteri, Centrarchiformes, Centrarchidae. Gene Ontology annotation, biological process: regulation of transcription by RNA polymerase II. The record is from RefSeq and is a predicted model, not a curated record.